Messenger RNA from Morchella sextelata, 6588 nucleotides. RefSeq lists its product as uncharacterized. Gene Ontology annotation, cellular component: phagophore assembly site; extrinsic component of membrane. The transcript is spliced from 4 exons. Gene Ontology annotation, biological process: piecemeal microautophagy of the nucleus; autophagosome assembly; autophagy of mitochondrion. Gene Ontology annotation, molecular function: phosphatidylinositol-3-phosphate binding. Lineage: Eukaryota; Fungi; Ascomycota; Pezizomycetes; Pezizales; Morchellaceae. The record is from RefSeq and is a predicted model, not a curated record. The coding region runs from base 1 to 6588 and encodes 2195 amino acids.
AUGUUUUCCCUACCGAGCUAUCUUCCAGCUCAGUGGGAGAAGAAGAUUGUUCGUUAUGUUUUGAAUCACUUUGACCUCCUUGAAGAACGCACUCUAGGCGACCUAUCAAAUCUCGAGGGUUCAGUGGGCCGUAACUCAGUUCUUACGCUCAAAGAUGUCGGAAUUAAAGUUGAUAGACUUAAGCAGCUCAUGAAGAUUCCUCUUCCUCCCCGAGUGGCACUCACACAUGCCGUAAUCGGUACACUAACUUUAAGUCUUCCUGCAAAUUUCCUACUGUCUGGAUCAAUAGAGAUACUUCUCUCCGACAUAAAAGUGUCCGUUACGAUCGCUCCUGUAGCGCAACCAUCUUCCCCACCCUCCCCAGGAAGCCGGCAAAACCCCGACAACAGCCCUGAUGUCGAUUCUGAAGACGAAUUGCCCACUACAGCUGAGGAUCUUGCUCAGUCAUUUUUGCAGUCGCAACCCCAGCGCGAGAAGGACCAAUUGCUACACUCUCUUUACCGGGACCGAGAUAACGUGACCGCGUCAACGCAUUCAGCGGCCAGUACAGCUUCGUUAUCGGAUGAUGACGAUGAUGAAGAACUAGGCGUAGGGACAAAUGUUGGUCUGCCAAAAAUACUGGCAACUCUGUUUAAAGGAAUCGGCGACAGGCUGAGGAUCAAGAUACGGGGGGUAGUCAUCUCACUGGAGAGUACCGCGCCUGAGGAACACGGAGGCGAGAAGAUUAUGCUGGAUUUAGAGGUCGAAGAUGUUGAUGUGGAGGGUGUCACCACAAAUUCAGUCACACCUGCCGGAGAACCGGGCAUGCGCCACAAGGAGGGAAAGCGGCGCAUUACUCUCGAUAGAAUCAAAGCAUAUAUCACUUCCGAUGCUUCGUUGUUCGAGCCCCCAAGUCCGCCCGCGGCCAGUACUAUUUUUGGUGAAGCUUCAGAAGUUUUGACUGAAAAAAUGGCAUCGAGCAACAUGGCGGCCAGCAGGGAUACGUUGACACAGGCCGGGAGUUUUCAUAGUAUGGCGACUUCAACAAACACUAUUCGGGAUCGACCCCUACAGUCACCGCCCCAUGAAGAAGCUCCACCUACAGUGGGAAAAGCUCUAGAAUCACAUGUAUCCGAGGAUGGAGGUGUGCAUGUAGAUGGGAAUUUUGACGAAAACAACUUCUCCGGGAGUGAUAGAUUUGCUGACUUUUCAGACUCUUCGUCCGAUGAUGAGGUCUUGGCAUUUGCGCCAUCGCCAUUUGCCGCUUCAAGUCGGGUUCAUACCUCCUGUUCCCUCCCGAGACAGCCCAUAAAUUAUGACGUCGACGAAGACAGCGAAGAUGAAGGAGGGGCUGCUUUUGCGCCGAGUAUGGUCCCUCCGAUGGAAUUGUCGUCGUCGUCGUCUUCUUCAAUUCGUGCCCGCCUACCGCCUUCAUUCUCCCGUACCGGUUCGCCAUCUGGAUCAAUCCAUGCCCGAUCUCAAUCGGCAUCAUUUUAUGCAUCUUCACCAUUAUCCUCAACACAUAUCCGCUCACAAUCGGGAUCGUUUUAUGAUCGCUCGACAUCAACCUCGGUGCACAUACCUUCAACAAAGGCCGUGGACCAGCCAUUACCAUCUGACAGUCCGCCUUCACCUAUGGCGAAAUCCUUGAUGCUAAGCAAGCAAACUCCAGAGUCAUCCCCGAGUGAAACUGAGGGUAGUGAAUCUGGAGAUGAGAUGGAUGCAGAAGCAAGCCGUAUGCUCAGCGAAUCUACGCUGUUUACCCAUAGCGAAGCGGGGAGUUUAUAUCUUUCAGCUACUAGUGGGGUAUUCAACGAGUCGGAUAGAAAGGAUGAAGAGGAGGGGCGAUUGAAGGACGAGGUGGAUGAGGAGGAGGUUGAUGCAGACGAAAUGGACGCCCGUUUAGAUGCAUUGAUUGGCGAUGUGGCAGCUUCAAGGGCGGGAACCUCUAUCAGGACCAUGGAGAAAUCUUGCGGUGAAAAUUUGAAGGUUGGAAGGAGGAUAAGGAAGAAUAUUUUUGGUUUGGAUAAGAUCGAAGUUUUUAUUCCAUCUCUUUCAGCAGAGGAAUCUCGAAGCUCCGGUGCUCAUCAUGCUGAAACAGGGGCUUCUAAUAAUUCCGGAAGCAACGAAAUGGAAGACAACCAUUAUCCAAAUGUUCCAGGCGCCUUUUCAAUGUAUGCUUCGAAACGGAAUAUCGCCUCACCUCCAAAGUCUGUCUCUCCCCCGCGAUCAAGACGCCAAACAAUGAUAAAGAUUGUGGAUAAAAAAACUCCCCAAAGCACCACCGAUCACUCGCAAGAAAAACCCGAUGUUGAGAUUAGUAUCGGUAAAGUAGGAGGUGCUGUGGAUUUCUCUACCGCUAGGAUUCUAGGAAUAGUUAUUGAAUCCAUUACUGGGGCGCUUUCCGAGGGCCCAGACCUGAAAGGAAAACGUGGGUCAGGUAACACUACAACAAACGCAACAGAGACAACUGGUCCAAAUUUAGAAAUUUUGGUGGAAGAAAUAGUAUUGAAACUUGUAGAUCAGUUGUCGGGUCUCGUUGUACGCAAUGAAGAGGAGGAAGGGGAAGAUGAAUUGGUCCACAAUGACAAUAGCGGAACCGUUGUUGAAUGCCUCUUGCGCGAAAUUAAAGUUGCUCAUAGCAAUCUUGGACAGAACAUAACAACUUCGAAGAUCGAUAUUAAAGGGUUCUCCUUAGGAGAUGGAAAGGAAGAUAUACUAUCCUUCAUUCAGCCACCAUCAGCCAAAUCCUCACGAAAGCGCGGUUCACAUACUUCAUCCGUCACGUUUCCCGAAAAUGAUGUUUCGUUUAUAAUUUCUCAGAGCCCAACAAAGAAGAGAAUAAACAUCACGACGCUCCCGGUCAAGCUACAUUUUGACCUUAAAAGGUUAGAGGACACCCUUGGAGCUUUCGGGGGUGUUGGAGGUGUUUUAGCCUCCACGUCUACGACAGCCUCCACGGUCACAAUUACGAAAGGCAGAUCUCCCGAUACGCUUCAGAGGUGGGGAGCGAACGAGACAGAGCUACCAGAACUGAAAAAGAGUGAUGUGAAAGUGCAUUGUCAGAUUGGAGGACUGAAGGUAGAAAUUGUGGGUAGUACUGGGAAAGUCGGCCUCGAAACAUCCCCACUAAAGAUCAGGAGUGAAAACGGUAGUAUCAUCGUCCAAUUGGACAAAAUUGGGGUCUAUGGGCCCGACCUACCAUGGGAUAAUGGACGACAACAAGUUGAAACUAGUCUCAUAGUCGAGAAUACAAGAGUCGAAUUCUUGAAUAAGCCGGAACAAGAAGAUUUGGCAAUACUAUUGGCACUGUUAACGCCAAGCAAGGAUCAACAUGUUGUGGAAGACGACGAUAUCAUUAUCGAUACUCUAAUUCGGCAGCGUCAACAGGGCACUAUGCUCAGGAUCGGGAUAGGUGGCAUCAAAGCAACCGUUGACGAUCUCGGGGUGAUUGAAAGAUUACAACAAGUGGGAGAAGACGUGGUCAAGGUUCUUACCGCGACGGAUUUCGUUACUCAAGAAGAACGCCCUGGCCUGCUGACGUUACUCCAUAUCGAUUCCUUUCAUGGUAGGGUCGAAGUUGGUGGUGGUGUUGGUAAUCUUGAAGUAGAUAUGGGUGAUUUUGGCGUUGCCCAUGUCUCUCUUCCUAGUUUGUUUGCGCUCGCUGUUAGCAAGAUUAAAGUCCGGCGCAAUGGAUCAGAGGAAUUGCUAGGUGAAAUUUUGCAGCGGAAUAUGCUGGAUAAGAGCGAGGAGGGCAAAUCUAUGUUGAUGGUCAGGGUCGUGGGUGAUGAACCGGAGCCGGUUGUCAAAGUCAAACUCUGGAAUAUCAGGCUGGAGUACCGGGUUGAGACUUUGAUGUCCUUGAUGGAUACUCCGCAAAAGGUGACAACCGAGGAGUUGGUGGCGGAGAUGACUCACAGUGUCAUUAAUCUUGCUCAAAAAAGCUCUCGGGAUGAAGACAAACCGCCGUGGGGGGUCGACAUCGUUAUGCGGGAUUGUGUGCUUGGACUGAACCCAUUGGGCCUAAAAAGCAGGGGACUGAUCGUUCUUUCGGAGUCAAGAAUCAAUGCUACACUGCCGAGGAGAGGAAGGUUUCAAGUCGCCUUAGAAGUUAAUAAGGCAUUUGUCAUGCUUAUUGAUGAUACUUCAGAUCUGAAUCUAUCUGACAGACCGGAUCCCAGGCGGCGAAAAGCCAAAGUCAACCGACUGGUUGACCGCCUUUCAAUUCAGGGCUAUGUAUCGGUGAUCAGCAUCUCUGCGGCGGAUAUCCUACUUCAGAUUGUAGAUGCCAAACGUAAAGGCGAAAAGGCGAUUGACGUGGAGGUGAGGGAUGACUUGUUAAUCAUUGAAUCCUGUGCCGAUUCUACACAAACCUUGUUGGGGAUUGUCAAUGGAUUGAAGCCACCGAUGCCAGAGGGGGACGAAAUAAAAUACCGGACAGAAAUAAUGCCUCUGGAUGUCUUCAAAUCUAUGACUGAGGAUGCCUUUGCCCAACCUUCACGACUGAAAGCAGGCUCAAAGGAUCCGGUAUUCUCAUCAGACGACGAAGAUGAUGGGGACUUGGUUCACGAUGAUGUUCCGAUGAAUCUAACUUUUGUUGAGAGCUAUUAUGGUGGCCACCAACCUACGUCUUCUGUAAACAUGCGGGAAUCGGCACAUACAAAGGACGAGCUCGCAAACAGCAUGCUCGACGACGAUCUAGGCAGCAUCGCCCCAGGCCCGCGCAAGCCGCUUAGAGCUGGUGAUAAGGGCAUGUUAGCGUCUUUCACAGAGCAAGUGCAUGUCCUCGAAAACGGGGAUCUAGCAAUUCUAGAUGAUCAUUUUCAUCACGUUCAGCGUCCUACUAAUGCAAGAAAGACUAAUUUGGAGGCGGUAUAUAAGUGGGAUUCUUCUCGAAACGAAUAUGUCCCGUCUGACCACUCGCGUGUGACUCCAUAUUUCCCUCUGAGGAUUAAGGUGCGAGACGUUCAUGUCAUUUGGAACCUCCACGACGGGUAUGAUUGGCCAGGCACAAGAGACGCAAUCAGUCAAGCAGUCAAGAAAGUAGAAAGCAAAGCAGCCGAGAGAAGAAAUCGCAAAGUGGCGUUCGACGUUGACGACGACGAAGGAAGUGUGAUUGGCGACAUCCUUUUUAAUUCGAUUUAUAUCGGAAUACCGGGAAAUAAAGAUCCAAAGGAACUAUCAAAAGCAAUCUUUGACGAUCAAAUGAGCGAAACGUCGUUUGCGCCUAGCUCGGUCACCGAUGACCCGUCUCGCCCUACAAGUCGUUCGGGAACUUCAGCGUUCGUGGGCGUGAAGUCUAGGAAUCAUAAACUCGCAAGAAGUAAAAUGCACAAACUUCAAAUUGAGUUGAAGGGGAUCUGUGCCGACGUCCUGUUAUUCCCCCCAGAUUCCGGCGAAACCCAGAGCAGCGUGGAUCUACGAGUGAAAGAUUUCGAAAUCUUCGAUCUCGUUCCUACAAGUACUUGGAAAAAGUUUGUUACUUAUAUGCAGGAUGCCGGAAAAAGGGAGACAGGAAGUAACAUGCUUCAUUUGGAGAUUAUGAGCGUGAAGCCAGUGCCACAUCUUGCAGCUAGUGAAAUUGUUCUGAGGGUCACAGUUCUGCCUCUACGACUACAUGUGGACCAGGAUACUUUGGAUUUCCUGACAAGAUUCUUCGAAUUCAAGGAUAGUACAGCGGACGCGCCUGGUGCUCCGACUGACGAACCAUUCCUUCAGCGUGUAGAGGUCAACUCAGUCCGCGUAAAACUUGAUUACAAGCCUAAAAAGGUCGAUUAUGCUGGUCUACGCUCUGGCCGAACGACUGAAUUUAUGAACUUUUUCAUCCUCGAAGAAGCCGAUAUGGUACUUCGCCACUGCAUCCUUUAUGGUAUUACUGGCUUCACAAAGAUGUCGAAGAUGUUGAACGACACCUGGAUGCCAGACGUUCAAAGGACUCAGCUUGGGGAUGUUCUCGCUGGUGUUGCGCCUGUCCGCAGUCUAGUCAACAUUGGAGGUGGUGUGAAAAACCUUGUCUCGGUACCAAUACGAGAGUACAAAAAAGAUGGGCGAAUUGUUCGCGCUGUCCAAAGAGGAAUUGUAAGCUUCACAAAGACAACCACCGGCGAGCUCGUCCGUCUCGGUGCAAAGCUUGCCGUUGGAACCCAGAAUGUUCUCCAAGACGCCGAAGAGUUUCUCGCCCCGACCCACGAACAGCACCAUCACCAUCAUCAUGGCGACGGAGAUUCUGACUACAUCGGUACCACUAGCGACUCUGAUGAGGAUACAGUGUUCCCUAGUAGCGGUAACAGUGGCGCGGGAGAGCGAAAGGUUAUUAGUUUAUAUGCCGAUCAGCCAAUGGGAGUUAUCGCAGGGCUUCGUGGGGCUGGCGAUAGUCUGAAGAGAAACUUUGGAAGCGCAAGGGAUGCCAUAAUGAAUGUACCUGGUGAUAUCGCGGAUACUGGAAGCGCCCAGGGAGCGGCCAAAGCAGUCAUGAGAGCGGCGCCAGUCGCCAUUAUUAGACCGAUGAUCGGGGCUACCGAAGCGGCUUCUCGGGCUUUGUUGGGAGUUACAAAUGCCAUGGAUCCGGAGCAGAAACGCAGGGUCGAAGACAAGUACAAGAAAUACUGA